AUGAACCGGGACAGAGCUGUGCCAGGACCCGUGGUGGACGCGGUCCAACCCAGUGCCAACCGGGACAGAGUGGCGCAAGUGGCCGGGGUGAGUCGUGACAGAGCGGUACCGUCAACUGGAGACGGGCUCCAGACCGUGGUGGUUCCGGACGGUGCAGAUAUGCUGGAUGCAGGCGCAGAGGUGGAGAAGCGGCAUGUGUCCAACGGGGUGUCCAGCGGAAGAGACGCUCAGGCUGUGGACAACCACUCAGACCCUACGAGCCCAGCACUAUCCCCGCCACAGCAGGGCCCCAUGACGCACCGCACCACCUCGUUCUCGGUGCUGGACAUUCUGGACCCCAACAAGUUCACGAGCAGCCGCCGAUUCCCGCACGCGCACGAGCGGCCCGAGCGCGAGCUGAGCGCAUUCAGCGCAGAAAAGCGCCGCACCGUGGAGCGUGAGCCUGGCCUCGAGCCCGGCCUGGAGCCGGCCAAGAGCUGCUACGGCGCGGACGACUACCACAGCAAGGACAGCUUCGUGUACCGCAGUCCAGAGGAGGAGGACUAUCCACGCUCUGGGACCCCAGACUCAGAGGCUGCUGAUGGGGCGUAUAGCAGUGAAGAGAGCAGCUCUGCCCUGGUCUCCAACGGAGAGCAUGAGCUGAGCUCUCACAGUCACCAAGAGCCAUCCAGAGACAAGAGUCCUGGAGGAGGUUCCACAGGACCCCUGUCCAAUGGCCAAACGAAUGGGGGCCAGAGCACACAGGGCAAGCCCAAGAGGAAGCGCUCAGGCUCGGACUCCAAGUCAGGAAAGCCUCGCAGAGCACGGACUGCCUUCACAUAUGAGCAGCUGGUGGCUCUGGAGAACAAGUUCAAGUCCACACGCUACCUCUCUGUGUGUGAGCGCCUCAACCUGGCCCUGUCCCUGUCCCUCACCGAGACACAGGUGAAGAUAUGGUUCCAGAACCGCCGCACGAAGUGGAAGAAGCAGAACCCAGGGGCAGACACGUCGGCCCCCACAGGAGCAGGAGGGGGCACAGGGGGCAGUGGGCCCGGGGCAGGAGGCCUGGGCAGCCUGAGUCCUCUCAGCCCCUCUCCUCCUGUCAGUGGACACCUGGCCAUGCAUACAGGCUAUGGGGGACACCACCAUCCCCCCACAGGAGGCCUGGUGCAGCUGCCCUUCCUCACAGCCAGCCACGUACUGUCCCCCUUCAUGCUAGGAACGCAGAGCUACGCAACGCCGGCCUUCUACAGCACACACCUGUAG
Boleophthalmus pectinirostris (great blue-spotted mudskipper) is the source of this 1245-nucleotide messenger RNA. It is a transcript of the gene nkx1-2b, whose product is annotated as NK1 transcription factor related 2-like,b. The transcript is spliced from 3 exons. Gene Ontology annotation, biological process: regulation of transcription by RNA polymerase II; cell differentiation. The record is from RefSeq and is a predicted model, not a curated record. The coding region runs from base 1 to 1245 and encodes 414 amino acids. Gene Ontology annotation, cellular component: nucleus. NCBI's taxonomy places the organism in Eukaryota, Metazoa, Chordata, Actinopteri, Gobiiformes, Gobiidae. Gene Ontology annotation, molecular function: DNA-binding transcription factor activity, RNA polymerase II-specific; RNA polymerase II cis-regulatory region sequence-specific DNA binding.